This is a messenger RNA of Tinamus guttatus (white-throated tinamou), 1329 nucleotides long. The record is from RefSeq and is a predicted model, not a curated record. NCBI's taxonomy places the organism in Eukaryota, Metazoa, Chordata, Aves, Tinamiformes, Tinamidae.
AUCUGCAUUGCAGGUGCAUAAGAAACAUCCAGGGUGCUUGUUGGCUUUGCCUAGAUGAGAACCUGCAUGUCAGGAUGGCAGCUUCCAACCUGGAGAACCAGUUGCACAGUGCCCAGAAGAACCUGCUGUUUCUGCAGCGCGAACAUGCGAACACACUGAAAGGUCUGCACGCCGAGAUCCGUCGCCUGCAGCAGCACUGCACAGAUUUAACUUAUGAGCUGACUGUAAAAAGUUCAGACUUGACAGGAAAUGGUAGCUCAAGAAGUGAUGAGCUUAAAAGAAAGUGUGAAGAACUGGAAGCUCAGCUGAAAGUCAAAGAGGCUGAAAACAAUGAGUUAUUGAAAGAACUUGAACAGAAAAAUGCAAUGAUAAUGGUGCUGGAAAAUACUAUUAAAGAAAGAGAAAAGAAGUAUUUAGAAGAGUUAAAAAUGAAAAGCCAUAAGCUAAAUAUGCUGUCGAGUGAACUAGAGCAGCGAGCGAGCACCAUUGCGUAUUUGACGUCUCAGCUCCACGCCACCAAGAAGAAGCUGAUGAGCUCAGGCGGGGCUGCGGAGGGGACCCCUUCAGGCAGCCCAGUGCUGUCCAGCUACAAACCCGCCCCUCCCAAGGACAAACUGCCCGAGACGCCGCGCCGCAGGAUGAAGAAGAGCCUGUCGACCCCGCUCAACCCGGAGUUCGAAGAGGCCUACAGAAUAGGGGCGGAGAGCCGGAAGCUGCUCCUCAGGGAGCACGUGGAUGCCAUGCCGGAUCCCACGCCCUUUCUGCUGGCCCGGGAGACGGCGGAGGUGCAGCUCGUUAAGGAGAGGCCGCUGGUCACCCCCCCGAUCGCGUCCGACCGUGCGGCGGGCGAGUCGCACAGCCCGGCCCGCGAGAAGCCGCACAAGGCCCACAUCGGGGUGGCCCAUCGCAUCCACCACGCGGCGCCGCCGCCGCCGCCCCACGUGGAGACGCUCGCGGUGGAUCAGGUCAACGGCAGCAAAGUGGUGAGGAAGCACUCAGGGACGGACAGAACUGUUUGAGUAAAAUCACUGAUUGAAAUGCUCUAUUCUGUUGCUGUUUAUGCACUGUGAUCCUCUAGGAUAUAUAGCACCUGCGGUCAAGUUUCUUUUGAUGCCCUAUGCAUGCCAAACUUCUUCCAGGUCCAUCACUACUAGAUUAUUCUCCUCUAAUGAACCCCAGUAUGACUGUGUUCAUAUGGCAAGGUAUUUAACUCCUCAGUGCUGUGGCCAAAUUGGGGUCCCUAACUGCUUGCUUCUGAGCACUGCUCCACUUACUGUAAGUUCACACGUGGACAAAGGCACAGGCUGCAGUUUGCUUUAUUAACCGAUG